This is a messenger RNA of Sycon ciliatum, 9153 nucleotides long. Its product is annotated as SCO-spondin-like. Gene Ontology annotation, cellular component: extracellular region. The transcript is spliced from 18 exons. The record is from RefSeq and is a predicted model, not a curated record. Gene Ontology annotation, biological process: cell adhesion. Gene Ontology annotation, molecular function: calcium ion binding. NCBI's taxonomy places the organism in Eukaryota, Metazoa, Porifera, Calcarea, Leucosolenida, Sycettidae. The coding region runs from base 763 to 8619 and encodes 2618 amino acids.
AAUUAUACAUUGUAACUCGGAGCACGAUCCAGACCGAUCUUGAGUGGCAGAAGCUCCUCACCUCAGCAUUCACGCUGCGAAUACAGUCCGAUCCGCCCCAACACGGCAUCCAGUGUCAACGCCACAACAUCUGAUCGUAAUCAGCGGAGCAGCAAUGUUAUUCAUAGACUCCUUUGGCUGGAUACUAAGCUAUAGUAUAGAACGAAGUCAUGUACAAGUGACUUGAAGUAACGUUAGUUAGUUAGUUCACGGAUGGCACUAUGCUAUGCUCCGACCACUCGGAGAUGUUACUGAGCAACGGAUUUUAGACGGUGCUCUGACCGAUUUGGCGACCUCGGAGUCAUGCUACAAGUAGCUCCUGUUUCAACUGUUCUCUUUCAUUCUGCGUUGCAUUUCAUCGUGUCAGUGUCGCGUAUCGAGGGCGGGAAAGUCGUGUGCAACGCAGCUGCAGGCACUGGGAACUUUGGUUAUCAUCACGCCGUCAUGUCGGGAAAUCAAUCUCCCUGACCUGAUCUUGUACAAGUCCACAGCUAUCCGCGGUGGAAUCCGAAAUAAUAAUUACCCGCGCGCCAUACAGGGUAGGCCUGUGACAACCUGGUUGUGGGCUUUCGGCGUUUGGAGGGCUUGCCUGCGGUGAAGGGCGCACAGCGCAGAGACCUGUGCGCAAGCUGGGCUGGCCCUACCGGUAUACCACCUGGAGCAUGAAUGGGAAUGGGUGGCAGGUGAAAAUAGUCAGAGGCGCAGCGCGGUGAGCGGAGGAGGAUGGACUCACUGACUGGCGACAGCGCGCGUCACCAGCGACCAACGGAAAUGCCGGGACAAGUACAAAUACAAGUCGCUGCAACUGGGCAGCUAUUUCCUGUUCGUCACAUUCUCUACGUCUUGCUGACGGCGUUCUUAGCUUCAGCCCAAGGUAUUGAAGAGGAUCGGAAUCAGCGCAUACCAGGUGAUCGUCAGUACUCGGAACAUGAUGCCGAAGGGACGCACAUACUAGGACUGGAUGACCUACAUGCAUGGUCUACGUGGAGCUCGUGGGCGGCAUGUCAGCAGGUUUGCGGUGGCUACACUCGACGCAGUCGCGAGUGCGACAGUGUCUGGGCGCCGGCCUCGGAAUCGCCGCACGGCAGCACAUGCCAGGGCCCCAAGACCGAGUACAAGCCUUGUCGUGCCUGCACCACUGACUGGUCUGCGUGCAGCAGCUCCUGUGGCAGUGGUGUGCGCCAGCGCAUGCUUGACGGUAACAACGUCACCGAGCACUGCACAGAACAGCCGUGUCCGUAUUGGCGUCCAUGGAGCAAGUGGAGCUGGUGCACGGCAACGUGUGGCGUAUCGGUGCGUCAUCGCACUCGUAGCUGCUCCGAGCCUGGCCGCUGCCGGGGCGACACCUUCCACAUCGAGCAGUGCAGGAGACCGGCGUGCGCGGACCGCGAUGGCGUGCAGCAGUUUUCCCCCUGGUCAGAAUGGUCAGCCUGCACGGCGAAUGCCUCGCUCGCCGCAGGGUUUUCAUUCCGAUCUCGCCAAUGCCAGGUGUUAGCAAGCGGUUGCAUCGGCAAGCGAGUCGAGUACAAACGCUGCUAUUGGCCGCACGAAUGGACAGCCUGGUCAGAGUGUAGCGUGUCCUGUGGAGGCGGGCAGCGGCAUCGCACUCUGAUCUGCUUUGAUUUGCUGUCCGUCGGUCCGUGCCCGGAGCAGGAUAAGGUGGAAACAGAGACGUGCAACUUGCACGCAUGCCCCGUGCACGGCGGAUGGAGUGCGUGGAGUAACUGGACAGGCUGCUCCGUGUCAUGCGGCUCUGUAGGAUUUCAGGAGCGACGGCGUGCCUGCAAUAGUCCCGAGCCUGACGCGCUCGGCAAUGACUGCUCAGGACAAAGCAAUGAGCUACGCCUGUGCCGUCCACCGGAGUGCCCAAUCGACGGCGGUUUUAGCAACUGGACUGAGCCUACCCCGUGCACGCAGUCCUGUGGAACGGGACUUCAAGUACAGCUACGCACCUGUACUAACCCCAUGCCACAGCAUGGUGGAUUGGAGUGUGAGGGCUCACUGGCACGCAUUCUGCCAUGCAACACACAUCACUGUCCGGUUGCGGGUGGAUUCGGACCGUGGACGCACUGGGCCAGCUGUUCUGCUACAUGCGGCGGCGGAGUGCAGUAUCGUCGACGCGACUGCGACAGUCCUGCACCGCUGCACGGCGGUGAGAACUGCCAGGGUGAAUUCAACCAGUCGCAGCCAUGCGGUCACGCUCCGUGCCCAAUCGACGGCGUGUAUGGCAACUGGUCUGCGGUGAGCACAUGCAAUGCUCCCUGUGGUAAUGGUACGUCGUAUCGCAACCGGUCAUGUGACAGCCCAAGUCCACAGUAUGGUGGUAAAGGCUGUGUUGGCCCGGCAGUAGAGGUCUUUGAUUGCUUUCUGCGGCAUUGUCCGAUUGAUGGUGGCUUCGGUAACUGGAGCAAGUGGUCGGUGUGUUCAGAAGAUUGUGGUCCUGGAGUAGAAAACAGAACUCGUGAGUGUGACAAUCCUAUUCCUCAGUAUGGAGGUCUACCGUGUCUGGGCCACACGAUGCAAAGUCAGUCAUGUGAAGUAAAGCCAUGCCCGAUUGAUGGUCGAUGGAGUGUAUGGAGUAACUGGACUAAUUGCUCGCAGUGGUGUGGUACCGGAUAUCAAGAACGAUUUCGAGCUUGCAAUAAUCCUGCUCCACAAUUCGGAGGAAAGCCUUGCUCAGGACUCAACAUUGAUAACCAAACAUGCUUUCUUCGGCAUUGUCCAAUUGACGGUGGCUUUGGCAAUUGGAGCAAGUGGUCAGUGUGUUCAAAAGAUUGUGGUCCUGGCAUAGAAAACAGAACUCGUGAGUGUGACACUCCUAUCCCUCAGUAUGGAGGUCUUUCAUGUUUGGGCCACACGAUGCAAAGUCAACCAUGUGAAGUUAAGCCCUGUCCAAUUGAUGGUCAGUGGAGUGUAUGGAGUAGCUGGACUAACUGCUCGCAGUGGUGUGGUACCGGAUACCAAGAAAGAUUUCGAGCUUGCAAUAAUCCUGCUCCACAAUUUGGAGGACAGCCUUGCCCAGGACUCAACAUUGAUAACCAAACAUGCUUUCUUCGGCAUUGUCCAAUUGACGGUGGCUUUGGUAAUUGGAGCAAGUGGUCUGUGUGUUCAGAAGAUUGUGGUCCUGGCAUAGAAAACAGAACUCGUGAGUGUGACACUCCUAUUCCUCAGUAUGGAGGUCUUCCAUGUUUGGGCCACACAAUGCAAAGUCAACCAUGUGAAGUUAAGCCCUGUCCAAUUGAUGGUCAGUGGAAUGUGUGGAGUGACUGGACAAAUUGCUCAGAGUGGUGUGGUACCGGAUAUCAAGAACGAUUUCGAGCUUGUGAUAGUCCUGUUCCACAAUUCGGAGGACAGCCUUGUCCAGGACUCAACAUUGAUAACCGAACUUGCAUUUUAAGGCUGUGCCCCAUCGAUGGUGGAUUUGGAGAAUGGAGUCCAUGGUCUUCCUGCUCUGAACAGUGUGGUUCUGGAGUAGAAAACAGAACUCGUGAGUGUGACAAUCCAAUUCCUCAGUAUGGAGGUCUACCGUGUCUGGGCCACACGAUGCAAAGUCAGUCAUGUGAAGUAAGGCCAUGCCCGAUUGAUGGUCGAUGGAGUGUGUGGAGUAACUGGACUAAUUGCUCGCAAUGGUGUGGUACCGGAUAUCAAGAACGAUUUCGAGCUUGUGAUAAUCCUGCUCCACAAUUCGGAGGACAGUCUUGUCCAGGGCUCAACAUUGAUAACCAAACUUGCAUUUUAAGGCCAUGCCCCAUCGAUGGUGGAUUCGGAGAAUGGAGUCCAUGGUCUUCCUGCUCUGAACAGUGUGGUCCUGGUAUUGAGACCAGAACUAGAAGAUGUAAUAGCCCUCCACCUAAGCAUGAUGGUAAGCCAUGUGAAGGCCAUCGCACUGAUAGCCAGUCCUGUCAAAUCGUGCCUUGCCCAGUUGAUGGACAGUGGAGCCUGUGGAGCAAGUGGACCAACUGCUCACGGUGGUGCGGCACUGGAUUUCAGGAGAGGUUCAGAGAUUGCGAUUCGCCGCCGCCUCAGUUUGGUGGCGAGAUUUGUCCUGGGCCUAGUGUGGACAAUCAGACUUGCCUUCUGCGGCACUGUCCCGUUGAUGGUGUCUUUGGGGAGUGGAGCAUCUGGUCGGUGUGCUCAAAGGAGUGUGGGCCUGGUGUUCGAAACAGAACUCGCAGCUGCGAUAAUCCACAGCCCCAGCAUGACGGGAAGCCAUGUUCAGGUGAAAACGCUGAAAAUGAAUCCUGCGAAAUAGUGCCAUGUCCGAUUGACGGUGCCUGGGCAGCAUGGAGUGAAUGGGCAAAUUGUUCUCAAUGGUGUGGCACUGGCUUCCAAGAGAGAUUCAGAAAUUGCAAUUCACCAGCACCUCAGUUCGGUGGGAGGACAUGCGCGGGCUCAAGUGUUGACAGUCAAACCUGCUUUCUGCGCCACUGUCCCAUCGAUGGAGGUUUCGGAAAUUGGAGCAUGUGGUCGCAGUGCUCAGAGGAGUGCGGGCCAGGCACACAGGACAGGAUGCGUGAGUGCAAUGCACCUGUGCCGCAAUAUGACGGAGCAUCGUGCUCCGGCAAUCACAUGCAAACUCAGGGAUGUCAGGACCGGCCCUGCCCCAUUGACGGCCAAUGGGCUGCAUGGAGUGGCUGGACAAACUGCUCCGAGUGGUGCGGCGUUGGACUUCAGGAUCGAUACCGAGAAUGCGAUGCGCCGCCUCCACAACACAGCGGCUUGCCUUGUUCUGGUGCGGGGUCGGCAAACCGGUCCUGCUACGUGCGCCCUUGCCCGAUUGAUGGCCACUUUGGCAGCUGGGGAAGGUGGCUACCUUGCUCGACAACAUGCGGCAGUGGCCUGCGAGAGCGGCAUCGGCACUGUAACAGUCCUGAACCUCAGUUUGGCGGCAAACCCUGCACUGGAUCGCCUAUCAGCAGACAGAGCUGCGACCAAGGGCCGUGCCCGAUCAACGGGAACUUCAGCGAGUGGAUGCCGUGGUCUCAAUGCUCCGCGUCGUGCUCAGCGGGUGUUCGAACGAGGCGGCGACUGUGCGACAAUCCAGCUCCGCAGUUCAACGGCUGGCACUGUCAAGGAAUAGACCGGCAGCAGGAAGGCUGCACAGUGGUAGAGCACUGUCCUGUUGACGGGCGCUUUGGAGACUGGACGGCAUGGGAAGCGUGCUCUGUGAGCUGCGAGCAAGGCCAAACCCAUCGCCGACGCGAGUGCAAUGCACCGAGGCCCAGCCACGGGGGAUUGAGCUGUUCGGGCGCGUCCACGCAGACACGCACCUGCUACCAAGGAUACUGUCCAAUCGACGGUGUGUUUGGCAGCUGGAGCGAUUGGUCAGUGUGCUCAAGAACCUGUGGAGGCGGUAUGCAAGCUCGCAGUCGCCUGUGUGAUUCACCGCCACCAUUAUUCGGCGGGAAGGAAUGCACGGGAGAAAAUUUUGAGAGGCAGGACUGCAACCAGCAGCCCUGCCCUAUCGAUGGGGAAUUCGCCGAGUGGACAAUGUGGUCUCCAUGCUCCGCCACCUGCAAUACGGGACAGCGCAAUCGUCAGCGAAGCUGCACAAAUCCACGUCCCCAGCACAACGGUCGUUUCUGCAUCGGCAUGGCUCGUCACUCGGAGGCUUGCUUUAUACGGGUGUGCCCCAUUGACGGGAAGUUUGGUAACUGGAUGGAUUGGGGUGCAUGUCAAGGCAUGUGCGGUAAGGGAAACUGGACACGGCGACGUUUGUGUGACAACCCGGAGCCUAUGUUCGGCGGAGCCGACUGUCAGGGAGAGUCACACGAGACACAGGAAUGCAACCUUACGACACUGUGCCCCGUUGACGGCAUGUGGAGUGAUUGGGGCGGGUGGAACCACUGUUCCAAGUCAUGUGGAACAGGAGAGCAGCGACGUGUCAGAGCGUGCAACAACCCAGUGCCAGAACAUGGCGGACAGCGGUGUGCUGGUAGACUGGCACAGACACGCGCUUGCUUUCAGCAGAACUGUCCGGUUGACGGUAACUGGACUCGAUGGUCCGAAUGGUCUGACUGCUCGAGAACGUGCGAUGGUGGUGUUCGGGCACGCAGUCGCUCCUGCACCCAACCAGAGCCGCUCUACGGCGGGAACCAAUGCGAUGGAGAUGCAGCUGAGCUCGAGCAGUGCCAGCAAUCCCCUUGUCCGGUCGACGGGGAGUAUACCGAGUGGAGCACGUGGACUGAGUGUACAAAGUCGUGCGGUGGAGGGGAGCGAAUGCGCUCGCGGGCGUGCACUGACCCUGAGCCUCAACAUGGUGGCCAGGGCUGCGAUCGUCUCGGUGCAAAUGCUGAACAACAGCCGUGUAACGUAGACUCCUGUCCAGUUGAUGGAGUGUGGGAGCCAUGGAGCGCGUGGACAGAUUGUCCGGUUACGUGUGGUGGUGGCAUUCAAACCCGAAACCGCUCCUGUGUGCCACCACUCCACAAUGGCAAGCCGUGCACCGGAAACAUCAGAGAAGUGAAGACAUGCGCAAGCAUGCAGUGUCCAAAUGGGUGUGAAUUGAUCAGCUGCUACCCUGGUGUGAAAUGUACAACUAUACCAGGCUUGGCUCACAUUGGAAUCUGCGGAGAUUGUCCAGUGGGGUACGAGGGAGACGGACUCAACUGCAUCAACAUCAAUGAGUGUGAGGAAGCCCAACCCUGCGCUGAUGACACGCUAUGUCAGGACACAGACGGUGGGUUCCGGUGCUUACCUUGUACCAGUCUUGGACUGUACGUCGGAGAGAGUCGUGUUGGCAGUGGGCUCGCAGAUGCACGCAACCCCAGCAGCAAGCAGAUCUGCACAGAUGUGGAUGAAUGUGAGAGUGGCAUUCAUGACUGCUAUGCUCUCUGUGAAAAUACACCAGGUUCCUUUAUCUGUUCACCGUGUCCAGCAGGCUAUGUGGGACGCAGUGGACGUGGUUGUCGCCUGGUGGACGCUUGCGAAGCCAACCUGCAUAACUGCGAUAUCAAAUCCAACUACUGUGUCCCGAAAGGAGGAUAUGCUUUCACAUGUGAGUGCGUUGAAAUAGGUUACCUCAAGUACAACGAGUUCUGUUUCCGUGAUGAGGACUUGGACGGAGUUCCCAACAUUGCCAACCGCUCAUGCCACGGAGUCGAUGAGUGGCGAUGCAGGACGGACAACUGCCCGCAAGUGCCAAACCCACUGCAAAAGGACACGGACAGGGAUGGGGAAGGCGAUGCGUGCGACAAAGAUUCCGACAACGACGGAACUGACGACCUUUUGGAUAAUUGCAGACAAAAGGCGAAUCCCUCUCAGAGAGAUCGUGACAAUGAUGGCGUUGGCGAUGAUUGUGACAACUGUGCGUCUACAUACAACCCGGACCAGGGUGACCUCUUUCCAGGGGAUGAAGGGAACGUAUGUGAACAUGAUGCUGAUGGUGAUGGCCGACCAAAUAGCCGGGACAACUGCUGGCUUGUAGUGAACAGAUUCCAGGAAGAUCAAGAUGGUGACGGAGUCGGUGAUCACUGUGAUAACUGUGAUCGUCAGAUAAAUCCCGACCAGGCAGACCAGGAUCAGGAUGGAACAGGAGAUGCAUGUGACACGGGAGAAGACAGAGACCGAGAUGGUAUCCAGGACGACAAGGAUGUGUGCCCAUGCACACCCAAUGCCGCUCAGGCCGACCACGACCGUGGGUAUGGGGUGCGUGAUCGAGUGAACGACGCAUGUGACCAGGAUGAUGACAACGAUUUGAUACCGGACAGUGAGGAUAACUGUAUAUUGGUCCCUAAUCCGCUUCAAACCACAUCGCGAUACAAUAGAAGCAUCGGCGAGGCAUGUUACAAUGACUACGAUGGCGACGGGACACCUGAUGAAGAGGAUGUUUGUCCAUACAACGCGGUCAUUUGGAAAACUCACUUCAAGCUCUACCGCAGCAUUACACUGGAAGAAUCGGCCAUUGCAGCACAUAACCUCACCAACUGGGAACUGGUCGUUGAGAGGGAGUGGGAGACGCCACGGGCAGGUGACCCGUCAGUCAUUAUCAGUCGAUUUGCCUUUAACAAUGUAACGUUCUCGUCCGAUGUGUUUGUCAACUCAAACGAUGGCGACGGCUUCAUCGGCAUUGUGUUCAGCUAUCAGAGCGUUCAGAACUUUUACGUGGCCCUCUGGAAAAGGACGGCCGAGCGUCGGGAAUUUCGCGGGAGAAGUGUCCUAUCCAGUACCAGUGUGAUGAUAAAGCGCAUAUCAGCCACCAGCUUCGGUACCUUGCGGGAGGCUCUCUGGUCUGACAAUGACCUCGUCGAUCAGGACGGUGAGUUGGUUUCCAAAGUUCUUUGGAGCGACAUCAAACUGCAGAGGGGCUGGCUCCAUAGGCAAACGUAUCGCUGGGAGAUUCAGCAUCGGCCAGUGGAGGGUGUGAUAAGGCUGAUCAUUUACGAGGGUCCGCGGAAAGUGAUCGACUCCGGCGAACUACUGGACACCGAUCCACGGUACCGCCUGAAUGGCGGUAAAGUGGGCAUAUUUGCCUACGAUCAGCAGUACGCUCACUUCUCGCGCGUCAACUACAAGUGCAAUGACCUGCAUCCCAGCCUACGCUCUCACGCAAUAUUACCCUGUGACAUUCGCAGGACUUAAUAAGGCUGUAGAUCCGAAGGUCUCAACUUUCUUCCGGGUCCUUCACUGUCGCAGUCACUACAGUUUCAUGAGUCACACUGUUUUAUCUAAAAUAGGGUGGUAACUUGUGACCAGUAACACUGAUGGCCCUUGCCAAACAAAGACACUGUCUGCUGGCUGGUUUCAGAUCAGUACUGAAGACCUCGAGCAUAUCCAGUGUAUUUGCAUGGCUUCAGGGGAAUUUAGUCCCUCCAUCAAUCCCUGGCCAAUGCAGUUCAGCAGCUCAGCAGCUUUGGCACUGAGAUCAAGAAAUAUCCUUUUUUUCUGAUUAUCCCCAACUCACCAAUGUGAAAAAUGACCAAAUCAUACGUUUCGGAUUGUUUUCCGGGUUCAGGACUGUCCCACUUACCACCUCACAUACUGAUGGACUCCUAGUGACUAGUGGCUUGAACUUUUUUCUUCUUUUUCUUCUUUUCUUGAGCCACUGUGAACUGUGUUUUUCCUCCUUUCUGUACAUUUCGUGAAUACUUGAUCGCAGAGUAUGUGCUGACUGAA